CUGGCAAUGUACCGACAGAGAGGGUUGAAAGUCAAUUGGCUAGGAGGUCCAAGCCCCGCACACUGAACGCUUCUUAUAAGGUGCAUAAAUCAAGACGAAACCAUUUCAAUUUUUAUUUCAUCAACCUUUGAAAACAUUAGAGAAAAUAACAUUUAGUAUAGAAGAGUCUAUCCCUGGAAGCAUCUAAAACCGUUAUAAAACUUCCGAGGCUGGACACGUUGUAACCGGUCGGAAAGAUGAAAACCUCAAGAUGGUGGCAGCAAUGUUCAGUCAUCAGCUUCCUGUUAGCUGUUUGGCUUCCAGCCUGGAUCAUGGCCCAGACAACGCCCCCUAUCCAGAGCACCACCUCUCCCAAACCCCAGAAUGACCGGCUGCAGUUUCGUCUGGUGGGGUACCCCCGGAAGCACAACGAGGGGCGCAUCGAGAUCUUCUACAAGGGAGAGUGGGGGACCAUCUGUGAUGAUGACUUCUCUCUGUCCAAUGCCAACGUCCUCUGUCGCCAGCUGGGCUUCGUUUCUGCUACGGGGUGGACUCAUAGUGCCAAGUACGGCAAGGGACUAGGGAAGAUCUGGCUGGAUAAUGUGCAGUGUAACGGAGGAGAGAAGAGCAUUGAGCUGUGUAAAUCCCGGGGUUGGGGCAACAGUGACUGCACACACGAUGAGGACGCUGGAGUCGUCUGCAAGGACGAGAGGCUUCCUGGUUUUGUCCACUCCAACAUCAUCGAUGUGCAGAUGGAUGAGAACAAGGUGGAGAAGGUGCGUCUGCGUCCGGUGGUGCCCACCAAAAAGAUGCCCGUCACCGAGGGUGUGGUAGAGAUUAAGUACAGGAACGGCUGGGUCCAGAUCUGUGAUGUGGGAUGGACCUCCAAAAACACUCGGGUCAUCUGUGGUAUGCUGGGGUUCCCUGACGAGAAAAAGGUCAACAAGAACUUCUACAAACUGAACACAGAGCGUCAGAAGAACCAGUACCACCUCCACUCUGUGGCAUGUGUUGGCACUGAGGUCCACCUGGCAGCCUGCCCCCUGGAGUUCAACAAGGGUAAUGCCACAGGUUCCUGUAAGGGCGGCAUGCCAGUUGUGGUCAGCUGUGUACCUGGACCACAGUACGUACACAACAACGGACUGAAGAAGAAACUGAAAACCACGAGUACGGUGAGGCUGAAGGGUGGUGCCAAGCUGGGUGAGGGCAGAGUGGAGGUGCUGAGGAACAAUGAGUGGGGCACGGUGUGUGAUGACCGUUGGACCCUGCUGUCUGCCAGCGUAGUGUGUAGGGAGCUGGGCUUCGGAUCCGCCAAGGAAGCCCUGACUGGAGCUCGAAUGGGACAAGGGAUGGGUCCUAUCCACAUGAAUGAGGUCCUGUGUCUGGGGACGGAGAAGUCGAUGUGGAACUGUGGCUUUAAGAACAUAACCUCAGAGGACUGCCAACAUGUCGAAGACGCCGCUGUGAGGUGCAACACGCCAUACAUGGCUCUGGAGAACUCGAUCCGCCUGACAGGGGGCCGUACGCGGUAUGAGGGGCGGGUGGAGGUGCUGAGCACAGAGGCUAACGGGACCAGGAGCUGGGGCCUGAUAUGUGGAGGGGCCUGGGGCACCAAGGAGGCCAUGGUGGCCUGCAGACAGCUGGGGCUAGGCUACGCUAACCACGGCCUGCAAGUGCGUAUCGUGGGAGGCAGGACGUACUAUGAGGGCCGUGUGGAGGUUCAGGUGGGGGCGCGGUGGGGCACGGUGUGUUCUGCCAGCUGGACCACUAAAGAGGCCAUGGUAGUCUGCAGACAGCUAGGCCUGGGAUACUCCAUGCAUGCCAUCACUGAAACAUGGUACUGGGACAGUAGUAACGUGACCGAGAUGGUGAUGAGUGGAGUGAAAUGUACAGGAAACGAGAUGUCUCUGAGCCACUGCCAGCAUCACAGGACUGUCAGCUGUCAGAAGACUGCUGCCAAGUUCUCUGCUGGGGUCAUCUGCUCAGAGACUGCGUCUGACCUGGUCCCGAAUGCUCCCCUGGUCCAGCAGUCCGUGUACAUUGAGGACCGCCCGCUCCACAUGCUGUACUGCGCAGCGGAGGAGAACUGUCUGUCUAAGUCUGCUGCUAGUGCUAACUGGCCCUACGGACACCGCCGCCUGCUACGGUUCUCCUCUCAGAUCCACAACAUCGGACGGGCCGACUUCAGGCCCAAGGCUGGACGCCACUCCUGGGUCUGGCACGCCUGUCACGGCCACUACCACAGCAUGGAUAUCUUCACCCACUAUGACCUGCUGUCGUCCAACGGGACCAAGGUGGCUGAGGGACACAAGGCCUCCUUCUGUCUGGAGGACACUGAGUGUCACGAAGGUAUCUCUAAGAGGUAUGAGUGUGCUAACUUCGGAGAGCAGGGCAUCACCGUGGGGUGUUGGGACCUGUAUCGCCAUGACAUCGACUGCCAGUGGAUCGACAUCACCGACAUCAAACCAGGAAACUACAUCUUACAGAUUGUGAUCAAUCCAAACUUUGAAGUGGCAGAGAGUGACUUCACCAACAAUGCCAUGAAAUGCAAUUGCAAAUACGACGGACACCGGAUCUGGCUUCACAAUUGCCAUAUGGGUGAUGCCUUCAGUGAGGAGGCAGAGAGGAGGUUUGAGAAGUACCCAGGGCAGUUCAACAAUCAGAUCUCAUAAUCCUCCUAGCAAUACACCAAUCUGUUCCAGACCCAUGUACAAGCCAACGAGGAGGGCUGAUGCCUUUCACCAUGCUAAACAAUGGGACAACCAAUCACCCUUCAUCACCUAGCUACCUAUCAGAACCAACCAUUUAUCAUCACAUCACAAAGCAACCAACCAAUCACACGCCUAAAUUCCACAAGGCAGCAGUCUGAUCUGAAGGAUCCAUGCCAAAGUCAUGUUGUAUUGUGAAUGUGUUGGUGUGUGUCUCAGUUAGUAUUAUUAUUAUAUUAUACUGGAAUACUCAGUGCUUUGUUUUCAAAAACAAACUUACUUUAGAUGUUUUGUUCAAAUGUGAGUAUAUUAUGUUACAUUGCGUGACAGAAGAACAAUUCAUAAGCUUUCAUACAACUAGUCUUAAUGUAUGAUUUAUUGAUAUGCAACCUUUUUCAUUCAUGUUUUGUUUAAGUUCUGAAUGAAGUUUUAUUUUUAUAGCCAGUCUAGUUUUGAAAGGUGCUCCAGGAGAAGACCUAAUUUUUCUAACAGCAUGAGGCAUCAGUCAGAGAACCAUUCUACUGCCUCUCCUCAUAGACUUGGAUAGACAGCUCUAGUGCCCUAAAGCCCUAAAGCACAGCAGCGCCAUUGAGGACUUUCACCAUACUGAAGUAGUCAACUGGGUGGGACUUCCUAUUGGUUAAGGAAGGAUCACAUGAUUCCGCCCAGGUCAUCAGGAGGGAUCAGCCAAUGAAUUAUACUCCUGAGCAAACAUUCCGUAACUCCAGGGGGCAGUAAAUCCCCAACCAUGUCUUUAUACCUGUUCAGACAACACCCUCCAGGGGUGCAGUAAAUCCCCAACCAUGUCUUUAUACCUGUUCGAACAACACCCUCCAGGGGGCAGUAAAUCCCCAACCAUGUCUUUAUACCUGUUCAGACAACACCCUCCAAGGGGGCAGUAAAUCCCCAACCUUGUCUUUAUACCUGUAAAGACACAGCCUCCAGGGGGCAGUAUGCAUGUUUGUUAACCGACUCAUAGAAGUCAUAGAGAAUGUCCUCAAUGGUGCCGCCCAUGCUGUCACAAAAGCUGUUAUGGCUCAGAUGUAAAGACACCUCCUUUAUCAACCUCUUUGAUCUCCAUGCAGUUCUACUAUAGAUCAUAGUGAAGAUCUAAUUCUUAAGUGUUAACCCAUCCACCCCUAGUCAAGUGUUAAACCACCCCUAGUCAAGUGUUAAACCACCCCUAGUCAAGUGUUAAACCAUCCACCCCUAGUCAAGUGUUAAACCAUCCAUCCCUAGUCAAGUGUUAAACCACCCCUAG
Oncorhynchus mykiss (rainbow trout) is the source of this 3948-nucleotide messenger RNA. The record is from RefSeq and is a predicted model, not a curated record. NCBI's taxonomy places the organism in Eukaryota, Metazoa, Chordata, Actinopteri, Salmoniformes, Salmonidae.